Molecule: messenger RNA, 963 nt
Organism: Filobasidium floriforme
Lineage: Eukaryota; Fungi; Basidiomycota; Tremellomycetes; Filobasidiales; Filobasidiaceae
Exons: 6
Coding region: 1-963 (320 amino acids)
Source: RefSeq, a predicted model, not a curated record
AUGCUGCAACCUCGCGAAUCGACCUCGACCGACGACGACGACCUCGCUCGCUCGCUUCCGGCCUGGUCGGAUGCCCCCAUCCCCUCGGCCCACGUUGUUUCCAUCCAUCCACCCCCUCUCUCGCCCCGUUCCUCGUGUCAAAUCGCCCGCUUCCGCUCCCUCGGUCACAGUGAUACUUCAAACGCCGGGACUGAUGGGCGCGAAUCCCCCGUCGAGGUCUUCGACGGAGGUCAAGGGUGGGAGCGUACAUCCCGCCCCAAUUGCCUGAAACGCAAACCUCCUUUCCCUGUGUUUCAUCACAGUACUACAAGAAAAUCCCAAGGAUAUAGACCGGUUCAAGCCAGCAUGAAGCGACAAUCUGCCUCACCAAUUCUCCUUUUCACCUUGCUGUCUGGUGGCCAUUGGGCAGCUGCACAACAUACAUCGACCGUCCCUGCAGUGGACGUGGGCGUUUAUGAUUGGGGAUGUGUUGGUGGCUGUCUGCAGGGUCUCAAUGCUACCGCCGCAAUCACAUGCCCUACACCAGAUGAUGAGAACAAGAUGUAUGAUUGUGUUUCUGGAUGCAGUGCAGAUGUUGCAGCUCAGAACAUGUAUGUUGCAGGUUGGGAAAUACAGGUGAGUUCAGACUUGGAGCAGGACAGGGAUCUACCUGCAGCUGAAGUCACACUUCACAUUGAGCAGAACUUGAAAACCACUGCAGUGGGAUGUGUUGGCGGACAGAAUUCUACCCAGAAUUCAACCGCUACCGGUACGGCGCGUGUUUCUGGAGCCACCACGAGCGCUGGUAUAACCACCAGCACAGAUCUACCCUCUUCCAAGAGUCAGCAGACCAAAUCUGCGUCAUCGGCUUCAACAACAGCGGAUGGAUCAUCUUCCACAACCUCCGGAGGUGUUGUCUUGGCUUACAGCUCGGCUUUCAUAUUUGCCGCUCUAGGGCUUGGUCUAUCAGCAAACAUCUUCUGA